AUGGCACCCACACCACAUACCCUUCACACCGACGUGAUUCCAGGAACAGUGCACCUGGUCGAUUUGGCAGGAACGCUGCAGGUUAAACAUAAUGAGGCUGGUCAAAAAGACAUCAUCCUUCUGCCUCAGCCAACCAACGAGUACGAUGACCCGCUCAACUGGUCUAGAAGGCGCAAGCUCCUCUCCGUUAUGCUGCUGCUACUUGCCGUCUUCUCCGCCGAUAUCAUGACCACUUUGCUCUCAGCCGCGCUUUUAGACAUAGAAGCGGAGACCGGCAUCCCUUUGGCGACCCUUAAUCAGGGCAUUAGUGUCCAGUACCUUUUCUUCGGCUGGAGCACCUACCUGGUGUGGCAACCAUUUGGCUUGACAUUUGGACGACGGCCGGCUUUCCUCAUCGGCGGACUCGGCAUGCUCGCCUGCUCUGUCUGGACUUCGUAUGUCAAGUCAGGAGCCGAGUGGUACGCCAAUCGAGUGCUGAUCGGGUUCUUCUAUGGACCUAUCGAAACACUCAUCGAGGUCUGCAUCUCCGAUAUCUUCUUUGCCCAUGAUCGAGGCUUUUGGAUCGGCAUGUACUGCUGGAUCCUCUUCGGCAUACCGUUCCUCGGAGCUGUACCUGCAGGUUUCAUCGCACAAAAUAUUGGCUGGAAAUGGAUUCAAUUCAUCGCUUCAAUCAUUGCCGCUGCCUGUCUGGUGGCCAUGAUCUUCUUCCAGGAGGAGACCAUGUUUUAUCGGCCCCCCGUCCAGGAGGAAGCGUUGGAUGUCGACGAAGAAAGCGCUUCGGACAAGGAGUCCACUGAAAAGACAGCUUCCCCGGAUGAGAAGAACCCAAUUGGCUCGCAGUCUCAGCCUCCGACACGGCUCGGCGAGACAAGCACCAAGAAGAGUUAUGCUCAAAAGCUCAAGUUCUGGGGUGCUCGUCGUCCCGGUCAACCCAACAAUUACUGGCUCUCGAUGUGGCUGCCCAUCGCCUUGCUACAAUUUCCUGUUGUUGUCUUUUCUGGUGUUCUUGUGGGGUCAGUUUUAUCUUGGUUCAAUGUCGUCAACGGCACGGCUGCUUUGGUCCUCGCCGCACCCCCCUACAACUUCUCCACGGAAAUGAUAGGGGUCAUGUUCAUUGCUCCUUUCAUUGGUUGCACGGUGGGAUGCGCGUUCGCGGGUGUGUCUGCUAACAGAUUCGCGGUGUGGAUGUCCCGGCGCAAGGGGGGCAUUUUCGAGCCAGAAUACCGUCUCUGGAUGGCCGUGGUUCCCUUGCUGCUGCAUCCUGCUGGAUGCAUCCUGUUCGGCGUUGGAGCCAACCACGGCGUGCACUGGAUGGGACUCGCUUUCGGCCUGGCGUUUGUGGUUGGCACAUUCCCGAUCGGAAGCGCAAUCGCGAUCAACUAUAUCAUCGACUCAUACCGAGAAAUCUCCGGUGAUGGUCUCGUUACCAUGAUCUGCAUCCGCAAUUCGAUGGGUUUUGGCUUCGGGUACGCCGUCACACCCUGGAUCGUCGCCUCCGGCGUGCAGAAUACGUAUAUCGCCAUCGCGUUCAUCGGCAUGUUCUUCUGGGCUUUGUCGUUCUUGUUCAUUGUGAUUGGCAAGAAGACCCGCAAGACAACCGCCAGAAGCUACUGGCAUAUGGUCGAGAAGCACGGCCUCAAGUCGCAUUGA
Messenger RNA from Exophiala xenobiotica, 1650 nucleotides. RefSeq lists its product as uncharacterized. The transcript is spliced from 4 exons. NCBI's taxonomy places the organism in Eukaryota, Fungi, Ascomycota, Eurotiomycetes, Chaetothyriales, Herpotrichiellaceae. The record is from RefSeq and is a predicted model, not a curated record. Gene Ontology annotation, molecular function: transmembrane transporter activity. Gene Ontology annotation, biological process: transmembrane transport. The coding region runs from base 1 to 1650 and encodes 549 amino acids.